Molecule: messenger RNA, 357 nt
Organism: Lactuca virosa
Lineage: Eukaryota; Viridiplantae; Streptophyta; Magnoliopsida; Asterales; Asteraceae
Source: the annotation of a GenBank genome assembly
AUGCUUCUGUCUUCCAAAAAGGACCUUGCUAUGCCUACUAUUGUAUCCCUUGUUGCAUCGCUUCCCUAUUUCCAACGUCCCUUUACUAAGACUUCCGUACUCGCGAUUCCUGAAAUUGCAACCGCAUCAAACGAAGAGAACCUUAAAAAAGCUCGUACAUGUUGGAUGGAAGGGAUGCAUUUGGUUAAUGAAGUUUCUUCCCAUACCCGGACUCAUGCACAAAUUCUUGCCUUGAAACAACUAAAGUUUGAGGAAUGCUUUCAAUUUAUGAAAAAGUUGCGACAAAUUCAUGAGCAGGUGGAAGGAGAAGCUCAGAGGUUGCGGAUGGAGGUGUCACUGUUUUCGAAUAGAAACUAG